Molecule: messenger RNA, 1062 nt
Organism: Adineta ricciae
Lineage: Eukaryota; Metazoa; Rotifera; Eurotatoria; Adinetida; Adinetidae
Source: the annotation of a GenBank genome assembly
AUGGCUGGUCCCUUAUUACGAAUUCUUAUUUGUUUAAAACCAAAUAAAUUUCAUCGUAUGCAAAUCGCUGCUCGAUACCGUAUUCUUGACUUAUUAAAACAAAUUGCGCAAGACUUGCAUUUAACAGUAGAUCAGUUACUCCAUAUUUCUAUUUAUCGCAAUGGACCUAAUGGCUGCUCAUUACUCUAUCCGAUGAACAAUAGUUUCAAUAGCGCACACUAUGAUGUGUCUGUUACACUUGACAAGUACGGUUUGUCGAGUGACGAAGAAUUGUACAUUGAUUUAAGUGAACUUAUUCUUUGUCAACAACAAGAUAAUGAUGAAAUCUCAACUAAUGAUAAUCACACGGCCAGUGCUUUUGAUAAGUCGGACUACUUUCAUCCGACAGCAUCAUCGGUACAUACAUCGGAUUCGUUGACGUCAAGUUCUAUUCCGGCGAAGACAACCAAUAAUUUAUCAACAAAGAAGUCUCUCAUCGGUCAACUUAUACGAUUUGCUGUGCCGGCUGAUCAUAGUUGUUUAUUUUCAUCGAUUUACUUUGUUCUACAUUCAGGAAAAUUAGAUUUAGAAUCCAAUAAAUAUCUACGAAAUUUAGUGGCGAAUAAAAUCGAAUCGGAUCACAUCACCUAUUCAGAAGCCAUGCUCGGCCAAACAAAUUCCGAAUACUCGAAAUGGAUUCGAAGAGACGAUUCAUGGGGUGGUGGUAUCGAACUAGCAAUACUGACACAAGAAUAUGAAAUUGAAAUUUGUGUUAUUAAUACCGAAUGCGGAGGACGAAUUGAUUACUUCGGCGAAGAUCGACAUUUUCCCUAUCGGGUUUUUCUUUUGUAUGACAAUUUACACUACGAUCCUGUAUAUUUGGUUACAUUUGAUGUUGUUCAACAGAAAGAACUGAUCCAAACGAAAUUUCAUCAUAACGAUGAAGAAAUUCUGGCCCUGGCAAAAGAUCUCGCUCAGCAAUAUAACACAUCCACCACUGAUGAUAUCCCGCAAUCCACCUCGUUUAAAAAGACUUCAUCGGGAACAAGUAGUGAAUCCCAUUUAAUGCAUAUCAAAAUUUGA